AAAAAAUUAAAAUUAAAAAUCAAAACUUUGGCUUUGGCAUUCACUUGUCGUCUUCAUCACAUCACCCGCAGAUCUGAUUAAUCUUUCCAUGGACGCUCCUCUCUCUCUGUCGCCAUAAUUCCCUCCUUUCCUUCCCUCCCUUCCCCUCCUCAACCUCAACCCGACAAUGAAUCCUUAGCUCUCACUCCACCCUCGGGCGGCCCCCACCACCUCUCCGGGCCUCUCUAUUAUGCCUCAUUGUCCCCUGAGAUUUGAUCUCCGGUGAAGAAGAACGACAACUCCUCCUCCUCCUCCUCCUCCUCCUCCACUGACCAAGCAGAAGCCGCCAUGAGCUCACAGGGUCCCAAGCCCUCAAAACCCUCGAAGCCCCACCCGCAUUCCUCCCAUUCGCAGCCCAAUUCGAGAGCACCCAACUCCUCGUCAUCCUCGUCCUCAGUUACAUCCCACUUGGCCAUGGUCGAGCUCAAGCAGAAGAUCCUCACCUCCCUCUCCAAGCUCGCCGACCGGGACACUUACCAAAUCGCUGUCUCCGACCUCGAGUCCACCAUCCAGACCAUCUCCCACGACGCCAUCCCCAUGCUUCUUAACUGCCUCUUCGAGUCCUCCAACGACCCCAAGCCUGCGGUCAAGAAGGAGUCCAUCAGGCUCCUCGCGUUCGUGUGCUCCAGCCGCGGGGAUACCACCUUCAACCACUUGACCAAGAUCAUUGCCCAGCUCUCCAGGAGGCUGAAGGACUCGGAUUCUGGGGUAAGAGAUGCAUGUCGGGAUGCCAUUGGUGCGCUUUCUGCUCAAUACUUGAAAAAUGAGGGAGUUGUUGGGUUAUUUGUGAAGCCAUUAUUCGAGGUAAUGGGAGACCAGAACAAGGCAGUACAAUCUGGUGCAGCAAUGUGUAUGGCCAAGAUGGUGGAAUGUGCAGUGGACCCGCCAGUGGCUGCGUUUCAGAAAAUGUGUCCCCGGAUCUGCAAGCUGCUCAAUAACCCCAAUUUCCUAGCUAAGGCUGCUCUGUUACCCGUUGUUUCUAACUUGUCCCAGGUGGGAGCAAUCUCUCCACAAAAUUUUGACUCCUUGCUGCAAGGUAUUCAAGAAUGUCUUGGAAGUCCAGAUUGGGCAAUACGGAAAGCAGCAGCCGAGACACUGAGUGCCUUGGCAAUGCAUUCAAGCCACCUGAUUACUGAUGGAGCUACCUCCACAUUGACUGCACUUGAGGGUUCUCGCUUUGAUAAGAUAAAGCCAGUCAGAGAUAGCAUGCUUGAGGCUCUGCAAUUAUGGAAGAAGAUACUAGGGAAAGGUGAUGGCGGAACUGAUGACCAAAAAUCUGUUUCUCAAGAAAGUGAGAAUCCUGAACCGCAAGAAAUAUCAGAGAAAAAUGACGCAAAUCCUUCGGUCAGAAAAGAGCCUUCUGGAAAGGAUUCAUCCCCUACUGAGGAUUCAGCUUCUAGAGCUAAAGCAGGAAAUAUUCCGGAUAAAGCAGUUGUCUUAUUGAAGAGGAAGACGCCUGUUCUUACUGAUAAAGAGCUAAACCCGGAAUUUUUCCAGAAACUUGAGACUAGGGGUUCUGGUGAUUUGCCUGUAGAAGUAGUUGUGCCCCGUAGAUAUCUCAAUUCUUCGAACACUGGUAAUGAGGAAGGGUCAGGCCCAAAUGUUGCUGAGCUUAGAGGAAGGUUUAAUCGCAUGGGUAACAACUCAAACGAACUUCAAGGAUCUUCUAUGGGUAAAUAUCAUGGCAUGGAGAGAGGAAUGAACGGUAAAGACUGGAGAUUAAGAGCAUUUGACGAAGAUAAAGUUGAUGCAAAUCAGAGGGAAUCCACUGCAGCACUUCCCAAAGCCGAAUGUCAGUCUGAAGGAGGAUCCUUUAGCAGCAAUAGAGGAAAUUGGAUUGCUAUACAGAGGCAGUUACUGCAAUUGGAGAGACAACAAACUCAUCUCAUGAGUAUGCUCCAGGAUUUUAUGGGCGGAUCUCAUGAUAGCAUGGUAACCUUGGAGAACAGAGUCAGAGGUCUUGAAAGAGUUGUCGAGGACAUGGCUCGGGAUUUAUCCAUAUCAUCAGGCAGAAGAGGUGGUAGUUUCUCAAUGGGGUUUGAUGGAGCGACCAGUAGGAAUCUGGGAAAGUAUAAUGGCUUCUCUGACUACUCUAGCGGGAAAUUCGGAAGAGGAGCUGAAAGAUUUGCCCAAUCCGAGGGAACCGCCUCUGGCUUGAGGGGGAGAAACCUCGGAUGGAGGUCUGACAUAUCAGAAGGGUGGGAUAGGGAUUUUCCUCCUUAUGGAAGUUCCAGGAACGGGCACAGUGGGGCCAGGAAAGCCCUUGAUGGCGGAAGGAGAGCUUGGGAUAAAGAGGCUGCUCCAGUAAGGCAUGGAGAAGGCCCUUCAGCAAGAAGCGUAUGGCAAGCGUCAAAAGACGAAGCUACCCUUGAGGCAAUUCGAGUGGCUGGGGAGGAUGGCAGUAGUUCUAGGGCAGCUAGAGUUGCUGUGCCCGAGCUGACUGCAGAGGCCCUUGAAGAUGAUAAUGUGGGGAGGGAACGUGACCCAGUUUGGGCUGCUUGGACCAAUGCUAUGGAUGCCCUUCAUGUGGGUGAUAUCGACACUGCGUAUGCUGAAGUUUUGUCUACUGGGGACGACCUGUUGCUGGUGAAGCUGAUGGACAGGUCAGGACCCACCGUCGAUCAGCUAUCAAAUGAGGUCGCAACGGAGGUCCUUCAUGCUGUCGCACAGUUUCUGCAGGAGCAAAAUUUGUUUGACGUAUGCCUGUCUUGGAUUCAACAGCUGUUUGAAAUGGUGUUGGAGAAUGGACCGAAUUCCGUGCCCCUUCCCACGGAAGUGAAGAAAGAGCUGUUAUUCAAUCUGCACGAAACAUCAUCAGCAAUUGACCCUCCCGAUGACUGGGAAGGAGCUGCCCCCGAUCAGCUCUUGCUGCAGCUUGCUUCGGCUUGGGGGAUCGAUCUGCAGCAGUUUGAUAAGUAAUCACACAGUCGAAUAGCCUGAAAAGAAUCGGGUUUAUGCAUCUACCCUCGAAAUUUUUUGAAUUGGUUAUUGUCAAAACGAUUCUAAUACUCGUGGAAAUGUGGAAAUGUGCCGUUCACCAAACUUCCUGUUGGUGUUGUGAUUAAAACUUAGCAAGGUCAAUCGUUGGUGUCAUACCCAUGUUCAUA
Molecule: messenger RNA, 3146 nt
Organism: Punica granatum (pomegranate)
Lineage: Eukaryota; Viridiplantae; Streptophyta; Magnoliopsida; Myrtales; Lythraceae
Source: RefSeq, a predicted model, not a curated record